AUGUUAGACCAACAUAAUAUUCUAUCUUUGAAAGCUACUGAGGCUCAGGAGCAGCUUCAGGAAGGUGCCGUCACUUCAGUGGAACUCGUGGAAUCAUACCUUGACCAGAUUGCACGCCAUAACCACGCUGGUCUUCAUCUCAAUGCCCUGAUUUCUGUCGCGCCGCGCGACAAGCUUAUCGCUGCUGCGACCAAAUUGGACGCUGAACGCCAGGCUGGAAACUCAAGAGGACCUUUGCAUGGAAUACCUAUCGUCUUGAAAGAUUGCAUCCUGACGUCUACCCAAACCCUCGGCUUGCCAACCACAUUGGGUUGUCCCUGUUUUGCAUCAGCAACAUGUCUACAUAAUUCUCCGCUCGUGGAUCGAUUGCUGGACGCAGGCCUCCUGAUUAUAGGCAAAGCAAACCUGACCGAACUGUGCGGACUUAAAAUGCGGCCGAAUACACCCGGUUGGUCCGCUCAAGGCGGACAAACCCAGAACCCUUAUAUUUUUGGAGGCUUGAAGAAGAAUGAAAAGUUUAUUGGCAAUUCAUCUGCUGGAGGGUCUUCAUCGGGCAGUGGAGCAAGUGUCGCUGCUGGAUUCGCGCCCCUGGCAAUAGGGACGCAGACGGGUGGAUCGGUGAUACUGCCAGCGGGGCUUUAUGCAUUGGUCUGUGGUCAUGGAACGGUCCCGAUGGAGGGGAACUACCGUCUUUCUGAAGAGAUUGAUUGCAUCGGCGCAAUGGCUAAGAGUGCCGUGGAUGUCGAUCACUUAGCCUCUGUCAUCAUGGGCAAAGACAUGUCUUUUGAUUCGGAACAAGAUUGCAGCUUCAGAGGUCUGAAAGUCAGGUUCCUCGACCCGAAAGUCUGGCAUUUUCCAGGAAACGACUAUUGCGACUUCCCGGGCGAUACAAGAGCCCAGAUCGAAACAGCCUUCAUCGAUGCUUCCCGGACAAUCGGCUUGUUAGGUGCAGACAUCAGGCAUGAUCUCCACUUGAGUCUCCCUGGAAAGAAUUUCGAAAUCUCAGGUAGAAGCCUGGGAUACGAACACUGCAUGCAAAGGCUGAAGAGCGGCGACUUCGCAGCAUUUGCAGCACAGUAUCAGAAGAGCGAAGUGCGCACUCUGAAGCAGAUGGUGGCGUGGAAUGCAGACCACGCUAGCAUCAGUAUGCCUCCAGAUCAUCCGUCCCAAGAUGAACUGAUCGAUCUUCUGAACAACACUUCUACCCCCGAAGAAGGUCAGGCUUGGAGGCACGAGCUAAUGAAGCAGGGUAAAGCAGGGCUCGACCCUCUUCUACAGAAAGUGGAUGUCCUAGUAGCUUUGGCUGAUAGCAGUCUGUGUAGUUAUUCCUCGGCAGCGGGUAAGAAGUCUACAUCUUCGCGACGACAUGAUUUUUGUCUUGCUUCCAUCGAAGACGGUGACAUGUGGCACUAG
Molecule: messenger RNA, 1413 nt
Organism: Aureobasidium melanogenum CBS 110374
Lineage: Eukaryota; Fungi; Ascomycota; Dothideomycetes; Dothideales; Saccotheciaceae
Product: amidase signature enzyme
Exons: 3
Coding region: 1-1413 (470 amino acids)
Source: RefSeq, a predicted model, not a curated record